AUGCGGUGGCCAGCUCCGCCCGAGAGGCGAGAGAUUGCCCUCGUUCUCCUCUCUCUAAUCGCAUAUUUCUUCGCCUACAAUCUCGACGCCUCGCUCAACCUAAUUGGCGUCGACCCCCAGGCCACACAAGGGGCCCUCUUUCGCAAUAUCGGUCUUGGAAAGACCAGAGUCAUCGGACCAGAUGGGCGGAAGCCGCCUGGAUGGCGAGACCCACUGGAGAUGGAUAUUUAUGGCGAGUGGCAGUGGGAAGAAGGACACGUCGCGGGCGAGGGCAAGGAGCGCAGCCAACCGACGGUCAGUGGGAGGCAUGGUGCGACGUGGCGGGCGCAGCAGGAGAUGAUGAACACGUCGCCGGGGGAUCAGAGUUUCUCAGAGUCUACGGUGGACAACGCCCUGCAGCGGUGGGGAGAGGACGUCCCGCAGACACAGGUUGUAAAGCAUGUCCCAGGAUACUCUAUCCUGGACAAUGUUGUUCUUCUCAACAGGACGUUCUAUCUCGUGACAGACAACAAGCAUGCAUUCCCGUCAAUACCAACGAUUGUCUCAAGUCAAGGCACUGGUUAUGCGGAGUGGAAGGUGAUCUCUUUACGGGAAGGUCGAGAAGUUCUCGGAACAUACGGCUCAACCAUUCGUGGUGUUUCCUGGAUGUCAGCCGACUCACAACCAGACAACUCUACCCUCUUUGCGUUAUGGCGGACGUACAGCUCUCUCGAUACAUCGAUAGACGAAACUGGCCGCACAAAGCUCGCCCCACCCCAUAGGCUUAUCUUUCCGCAUAGUCACGUCUUCACCGAUACUGGCGUUGAUCCCGACCAUUACUGGGAGAAGCGACGACGCGCUGACACCGGUUUCCACCCUUAUCUCGCGAAAGCCGCUUUCCCUCAACUCACUGCGCAGUACCUUGAGGGAAUGGAGGACUAUCAGAAGAUGUCCGUACCAUACGUCUUUGAGCGACUGGUUGUGGCAGAUAGAGCGGCCGCGCGCAAGGUCGGUAAAGAAGGGAUGCCGGCUUUCUCGUCCGCGUUCGAACUGGGUGGUUCAACACACUGGUGGGAGCCUGUGCGUAGGAGUCUGGCGCAGUUCCUAGACGAGUAUGAAGUCAAACCGAAGGCCAAGAAGUCCGUGACGUAUCUGUAUUCGCAAACAGUGCCUAGUACCCCGAAGCUUGAGUCAGCCGACCACAACGCCCUUGUCGAAGCGCUGCAAAAGAUGGGCAAGAGCCACGGAUACGAGGUGCAUAUCGUCUCAAUAGACACGAGUCAGACGAAUUGGGUCGAUAGGAUGACUGCCAUCGUCAAGUCAUCGGUCGUGCUCGGUGUGCACGGAAGCCAUCUGAUGGACAGCGUCUUUAUGCUACCCGGGCCUUUCUCGACGUUAAUGGAGUUCUUCCCUGAGGAUAAGUUUGCACGAGACAUGCAACUUGCUGCCCAUUUGAUUGGACUGCGGUAUCAGGGAUGGCAAGGCAAAAGAUCUCUCACAAACGAUCCUUCUACGGUUACCCCACCAAAAAGCGAACCUGUGUCUAUUGAUGUCCCCGCAGUCGUCCAGGCGAUACGAGAGGUGCUCUCUCGUGACGCAAAAUGA
Cyclocybe aegerita is the source of this 1584-nucleotide messenger RNA. The record is from the annotation of a GenBank genome assembly. Lineage: Eukaryota; Fungi; Basidiomycota; Agaricomycetes; Agaricales; Hemipholiotaceae.